AGCUCAAAGCAUACGUCGUUGCAUGCCAUCGCCAAGAGCUUGGCCGACCUGACAACGCACAAACGUUUCUUACCGAAGGAUCCAUCGGUGAGUGAAAAUUCGCGCGGUUUUUGAGCUUUUUUGUUAUCGUUGUUAUUUACGAAUCCCCCUCCCCCCCAACCCUCCGUCCUCCCCUCGAUUCAGUGUAGAUGAUCAAGUUUUUCACCGUGCUCGCAAAGACGACGAUGUGAACAAACGAGCACGGCAAGUGAUUUGUUGGAAAAAUAUUACGGUCUAAAAAGGAACGUAACGUUACGGUGAUUUCAACGAAAGGGAAAAGUGCAGCAAGGAACGUAGGACUCCGCUGAUCAUAAGUGAUUGUUGUUUUUUUUUUCAUCUGAUCGUUGCUUGGUUGAUUCGUUUUUUCAAUUUCACUUAAACUCAAUUUGAACGGUUGUCAGGGAGGAAAAGUGACGCAUGGUGUUGGAUUUGAUGGGAUUGUUGUUGGGUAGAGAGGGAUAUCGUAGAUGCAUCGUUGCAUGACGAGGACCGAUCCUCGCGUCGAGACAUUAAGAUCAAUUAUAAAGUGAUUAGAUACAUAGUUGGUGAUCAAAGGACGCGAAUGAGGAAGGAGAAUAAGGAAGAACUCGGAACGGUGUGUGUAUUAUAUGCAGUGACGUGCGUACGUCGGUACGUACGCGGUUAAGUGCCGCGCAUGCAUAAUAGAAAAGUGAGAAAUUCACCCUUGUACAGAAAGAGGCACGUAAAGACAGACCAACACAGUGGUAAAACUCGUUGAACGGACGGAGGUUGUAUUGUGCGCUUGCACCGGCUCGGUGAAUAGGCGCGCUUAUAUAAAAAUUAAUUAUGAAAAAAUGAAAGCGGAAAUGGCGGUGAGCGGCGCGGCAGCGGCGGUAUACCUCGGUAAUUAUGUUAAGUGGCCAAUUAGCAAUUAGCGGAGAAGCUACUAGCGAACACUGUACCGGGCACCUUAAUUGCACCUCAGCCGGUUACCAGCACCAAGAGCGCAGGAGCUCGUGUGCCGUUUAAACUAUCGUAGUUCCAACAAUCUUCAAAGUUGGCGUCCGUCAGGAAACGACCGGCGAUCACCCCAGCCGUAGGAUAGUUGAGAGGUUGAGUCCGGAUCGCCGAAGGAGGAUCGAUUGGCGAGCUUCCGGGGCGACGAACGAUCGGCAAGAUUAUUUCGCCCAGGUAUCGAGGGAGUCCUGCAGGGCUGGCGAGUAGGGAGGCUGCGACUUCGGGCGUGCCGAGAUCAUCACCGGGUGAAUCGCGUGCCGUUAUGACGGUCCAUCACCACCACAAUCACCACGUGCCGACCCUGGGUGGCAUCAGCGUCGGUGCAGGCAGCCACGGGUUGAACCUUACCGGGAUAUCCGCAGGACUGGACGCCAGCAGGAGGCUUCAGCAGGACGGUCUCCACCAGGACAGGAACGGGCUCGUCGAGCGGCUCGUCGGAAACGGAAUCGAAAGAAGCGGCUUACCUGCCCAGGACAGGAACGGCCUGAUUACGGAGAGGAGUCACAUCGACAGGAUGGGCGAUGCUUCGACGACGAUGCCGCAGAGGUCCAGGUUCAUGAUCACCGACAUCCUCGCCGGCGCUUCGAGCCCCUCGAGUCCCUCAAGUCUGAUCCAGGGUCAGGGACCUCCCGGAAGCCCGCCGUCGACACCCCGAGAUCUCAGCGUCAGGCAUCAGUCCAGAUCUUCCCUCAAUAACAGCACCCUCGACGAGGACAGCGACGAAAGUCAUCACGACGCCGCAUCCGUCUCCUCGAACGGCGGUAAAGAAGACGACCCAAAGGGCUCGUCCUCAAGUUCCUCAAGUUCAGCGCUGAGCAAAAAGCAGAGAAAAGCCCGAACGGCGUUUACGGACCACCAGCUCCAAACCCUGGAGAAGAGCUUCGAGCGUCAGAAGUACCUCAGCGUCCAGGACAGAAUGGAACUGGCGGCGAAGCUCUCGCUGACGGACACUCAGGUCAAAACGUGGUACCAGAACAGAAGAACGAAGUGGAAGCGGCAGACGGCCGUGGGUCUUGAGCUACUGGCUGAGGCGGGAAACUACGCGGCGUUCCAGCGACUCUACGCGGGUGGCGUCGGGGUCCCGGGACACCCGUCGGCCGCGGGGCCUUACUGGCCCUACCCCGGGGGCCCGCCCCCACCCCCAAGCGACAUCUAUUACCGCCAGGCGGCGGCGGCCGUCACCCUGCAGAAGCCACUGCCGUACCGCCUCUACCCCCCGGCAGCGGCGAUGAUGCUUGCCGGGCCGAGCGCCCCCCUGGGAACCCUGGCGGCUAGCUCGAGCCUAUCUAGUCUUAGCAGCUACUACAGGGCGAGUCCCGACACCCUCGACGCGAGGGAUCGAGAAACCCUUGAGAGGGCGAGCGUCGGGAGGGCGUCGAGGAGCCCCGAGAGGAGCACGCCACCACCGAGAGAAGACACACCCCAAAGCGUGAGGGCGGAGAGCGACGACGAGAGCAUACACGACGUCUAGACUUUUUUAAGACUCCGUAAAUUUAACAAUUAUUUUUUAUCAUAUUUAUUAUUGACGGUGUUUUGUCAUGACGAAUGUACCGAUUUUACCGGUCAGAUCACGAGUUUUCAGUCUGGGUUCUAAGCGUCAAAUUUUUAUUUCUUCCACGUAGCUGAUGAAAGAGAAGACAGUUUUAUCGGAUAAAGUUUGCUUUUGUAGAAACCAGAAUGACAUUUCGAUUUAUAAAAAUAAUACUGUUUCGGUUUUUUAUUAGCUGAAUAAUUUUUGAUCACACAUUUUCUUCAAUUUUCACAUAACACUCUCCUGGACGCGAAAUC
Molecule: messenger RNA, 2805 nt
Organism: Neodiprion virginianus
Lineage: Eukaryota; Metazoa; Arthropoda; Insecta; Hymenoptera; Diprionidae
Product: homeobox protein B-H1-like
Exons: 3
Coding region: 1280-2488 (402 amino acids)
Biological process (GO): regulation of transcription by RNA polymerase II
Cellular component (GO): nucleus
Molecular function (GO): DNA-binding transcription factor activity, RNA polymerase II-specific; RNA polymerase II transcription regulatory region sequence-specific DNA binding
Source: RefSeq, a predicted model, not a curated record